AUGCCACUCGAAUCACGCCGUCCAUCUCUAGCUAGCAUCCUCGUGGCUCGUUUUCUGCGAACAAAUAACUACACGCAGACUCUUGAGGCAUUCAUUCGAGAAGCGGGACUCCCGACCGACGCGGGGCACAUCAGCGGGGAAAAAGACGACUGGACGAUCGAGAGAGUGCUGGACGAGAAACGAGCUUUUGACCAGAGCGCGAACUUCGAGCGAUAUGGUGAUAGCGAAAAGGAAAACGAUGCCUGGAGCUCUCCCGGUGAGCAUAACAAUGUUGUACUUCACUCAGCCGUUACUGACCAAGCUCGCCCAGCACCUUCCAAGCCAACCAUCAUUCCAACUCCAACGCCUUGCAACAUUCUGGCUUGCUCUGUGCACCCCUGGAAACAUGGAGAUGCUCAGAAUUCACCGUCGUCAUUGUCUUCUUACAUCGUAGCCACCGGUGCGGAUAAGCAGCUUCAUCUUUUCAGCACCGCGCCAGGAUAUGGCGUCGUGCAAUCAUUUACCGAUCAUUCCGAGUCCCCUAUCCUAUCGUAUACGCCUAUUUUGAAUGGGGAAUACGCUCUCCUGACCAAUAUGUCAGGCCAAAUUCUUCUCCAACAUGGCUUAGAUAUCCUCGACCGUAGGAGGGACCACAGCAAAUACGUCGUGAAAGUGGCCGCAUUCGAAGACAACGACGACCCUCAUCCGGAUCCCGCCAAAACAAUAUGGAUCGCCACUGCUGGCUGGGAUUCCAAAGUCUUUUUAUACCGUCUCCGCACGGAAGCCGACUCCCAUCAUCUUCUUAACAUCGGUGAGCCCGUAGGACAUAUCACCCUGGCAUCGAACCCAGAAUCUUUGCUAUUUGUCCGACACGUAGAUUCCAAGGAACCGAUCUUACUGGUCUCUCGACGCGACUCGCCUCAUCUAUUCUACUAUCAGCUGCCACAGUCAAUCACCACCACCACCAUCACCACUAUCAGCAGUGCUCCGGAAGAGUGCAGGCUUCUCGGGAAACAGAACUUUGCGCCGCACUCGAACACCUGGGUGGCAUUCUCUCCCUCCUGUCUGGCCCUGAGUCCCCACGAUCCUGGCCUGCUUGCAGUGGCGACCUCUACAUUACCGCAUAUGAAGGUUAUUAUUGUACGACUGCUGUUCCCACCCACGGAGAGCUUCAAUCUUGACACCUCAGGUCCAGUGACGACUGGGUCGUCGGAACCCGAGGUGCAAGCUACGCAGGCCCUGGCGGCCUUGGCGCUCCAGAAUCGCGAAGAUGCAGCGAUCAUCAUUCAGGCGAAUACGUUUGCGCCGCAGACGGCCUACUCAACGCCGCAGGUCGUAUGGAGGCCUGAUGGAUCCGGGGUCUGGGUCAAUGGUGAUGAUGGCAUUAUCCGCGGAAUCGAGACGAAAACUGGUAAGGUUGUCUCCAUGCUCAAGGAUGGGCAUGAACCUGGCUGUAAGGUUCGGGCUAUCUGGGAUGGUUGGGUCGAUGUCCCACGGGAUGGAGAGGUGGUCAGGGAAGAGUGGUUGGUCAGUGGAGGCUUUGAUAAACGGCUGGUUGUUUGGAAAGGAGUUUGA
Messenger RNA from Aspergillus tanneri, 1554 nucleotides. RefSeq lists its product as uncharacterized. The coding region runs from base 1 to 1554 and encodes 517 amino acids. The record is from RefSeq and is a predicted model, not a curated record. The transcript has a single exon. Lineage: Eukaryota; Fungi; Ascomycota; Eurotiomycetes; Eurotiales; Aspergillaceae. Gene Ontology annotation, molecular function: protein binding.